AUGGGAGUGCCUUCAUUCUUUGCCUGGCUUACUAAAAAGUAUUUCGGGAUCACUAACGACUGUAAGAGAGGUAGUUCUAUAGAAAAUGAUGACUUGUCAUCUCCAAACCCUAAUGGAGUUGAGUAUGAUAAUUUUUAUAUUGAUCUGAAUGGGUUAAUUCAUCCUUGUUAUCACCCUACAGACCGACAAACACCAGAAACAAAUGUUGAUGUAUUUGUUUUAUUAACUCAGUAUAUUGAUUAUAUGAUAGAUAUAGUUAGACCAAGAAAACUUUUAUAUAUAGCAAUUGACGGUGUUGCUCCACGAGCUAAAAUGAACCAACAACGAAGUCGUAGAUUUAAGACAGCGUAUAAUAUGGAAAAUCAAAGUUUUGAAGAAAAGAAAAGUAUCUUUAAAGAAAAACCAGUUGAUUCUAAUUGUAUAACUCCUGGAACUGAAUUUAUGGAAGCUGUUAGUAAAGUUAUUAAAGCCUAUAUUAAGGAAAGAAUGAAUUCAUCUAAAUAUUGGAACAGUAUCAUUGUUAUAUUUAGUGAUUCAAGUGUUCCAGGAGAAGGAGAACAUAAAAUUAUUGAUUUUAUUAGAAGACAAAAGGAUUGUAAAAAUUAUAAUCCAUACAUAAGACACUGUAUGUAUGGAUUGGAUGCAGAUUUGAUUAUGUUAGCAUUAGCAACUCAUGAAAGAUAUUUUAGUAUUAUCAGAGAUAAACCAUAUAAUAAAGGAGAUAAAUGUUAUAUUUGUGGUGAUUAUCAUUCUCCAGAUCAUUGUAAAAAUUAUAAUAGAAUAGCACCAUUAGACCCAAUAACAAAACCAUUCAUUUUUGUUGAUUGUCAUGUUCUUAGACAAUAUUUAAAUAAAACAAUUAAAGUAGAAAAAUAUGAUUUUGAACGUUGUCUAGAUGAUUUUAUCUUCUUUUGUUUCUUAGUUGGGAAUGAUUUCUUACCUCGUAUCCCUUCUUUAGAUAUUCAAGAAGGAGCAAUUGAUAUUUUGAUUAAAAUAUAUCUUAAAUUUCUUCCAGAAAAUGGUUAUAUUACCGAAAAUGGAACCAUUAAUAUUAAGAUAGUUAAAAAAUUUUUACAUCUUGUAGGUAAAGAAGAGAAACAACUUUUGGUUAACAGAAGAUUAAGAAAAGAAAAAGAAGACCAAAUUUAUUUCGACAAAAGGAUGAGAGAAUUAGAUUAUCAAAUUCAAUCUGCUUUUGAGAAUCGAACUGAGGCAUUACCUCAACGUAAAACAGAAAUUAAAGUAAAGAGUAUAAAAGAGGUACAAUUAGCAAAAGAGGAAUCACAGUUGAUAAAAGAAAGUCUUGAGAAAAAGAAACAGGAAUUAUUUCACCAAAUAGAAGAGUUAAAAAAUGAUGAAAUACAAUUAGGGGAACCAGGGUACGAAGAAAGAUAUUACCAACAAAAGUUUCAUGUAGAAUAUAAGAAAGAAAAAAGUCUUGUUAUAGAAAUUAUUGAGUCAUAUGUUGAAGGACUAAAUUGGGUAUUUAGUUACUAUUAUGAAGGGUGUCAAUCAUGGGAUUGGUACUAUCCGUAUUACUAUGCUCCUUUUGCUAAAGACAUUGGUAAAUUACUUGAUCCAGAAUUUGAAGUACAAUAUACACAAGGAAAACCUUUCAGACCAUUUGAACAAUUGUUAUCAGUCUUACCACCUCAAUCAAAGCAUUGCCUUCCAAAAGAAUUUCGUCAAUUAAUGAAUUCAACUUCUUCACCAUUAAGUAAUUUCUAUCCUGAAGAAUUUAAAAUUGAUAUGAAUGGAGAAAGAUCAUUUUAUAAAGCCAUUGCACUGAUUGGAUUUAUUAAUCAAAAGAAAUUGUUGAGUGUUGUUGAACCAAUUGAAAAAGACCUAGGAAAAAAAGAUCAACAAAGGAACUCUAGAUAUGGAAAUGCUUUUAUUUUCAUAGGUAAAUCAAAUUGGUAUUAUAGAAAAGACAUCCAUCAGUUCAAGAAAACAGGCAAAGAAGCAUGGAAACAAAUAAAAAAAGAAAUUAAAACGUAUAUUUCAAAUGAUCAAAUUGUUCCAAUCAAAACAUAUAAACCAUUACAUAUUGAAAGUAAUUACACAAAACACCAAUUUGGUGGAUUAAUUAUUCCAGUACGUGGAAUGGAUUUAGGAAAAGAUAAAAGUAAGUGCUAUAUGUUAGGUUAUAUUCCACCUCAAUAUAAAAAUGGGCAUAUCUUUAAAACUAGAUACAUUGGAGAACCUUUAGAAUCACCUCAGUCAUUAGAUUCUAUAAAAGUUAAAUCUCAACCACAAAGAAAAUCUAUUAAACGUCAACGAGAUAUAAGAGAAUAUAGAUUAAUUCCUUUAACCCCAGACAACUCUGAGAAGAAAAAGUAA
Molecule: messenger RNA, 2340 nt
Organism: Entamoeba dispar SAW760
Lineage: Eukaryota; Evosea; Mastigamoebida; Endamoebidae
Product: 5'-3' exoribonuclease, putative
Exons: 1
Coding region: 1-2340 (779 amino acids)
Biological process (GO): nuclear-transcribed mRNA catabolic process
Cellular component (GO): nucleus
Molecular function (GO): RNA binding; 5'-3' RNA exonuclease activity
Source: RefSeq, a predicted model, not a curated record